Messenger RNA from Centropristis striata (black sea bass), 1047 nucleotides. Its product is annotated as odorant receptor 131-2-like. The coding region runs from base 1 to 1047 and encodes 348 amino acids. Gene Ontology annotation, molecular function: G protein-coupled receptor activity. NCBI's taxonomy places the organism in Eukaryota, Metazoa, Chordata, Actinopteri, Perciformes, Serranidae. The record is from RefSeq and is a predicted model, not a curated record. The transcript has a single exon. Gene Ontology annotation, cellular component: membrane. Gene Ontology annotation, biological process: G protein-coupled receptor signaling pathway.
AUGUGGAGGAAGGCGAACUCUGCAGACCAGCUCUGCUCACUUAGAAACAAGCCAGGCCUCUGCUAUCGGCAAUGCUCCUCUAAGAUGACAAAUGCAGUUGAAAGUCAGAACAACAUCACUGCUAAACUGGGGUUACUGGAAAGUGUCAUGUUUGCCACUCUGACUACAGUGCCAUACUGUGUGUUUUUCUUCAUUAAUGUGACCAUGUUAUUCACCUUGAGGAGUGAAACUGUGUUUCGUGAGACCUCACGUUAUGUUCUUCUGUUUAACCUCCUUUUUGCAGACACUGUACAGAUGGCUCUGAGUCAGUUAUCAUACCUACUGGCUGCAUGUACAAUAUGGUUGACAUAUCCUGUAUGUGGUGUUCUGACUAUGCUUGCCAAUCUCACAAAUUUAAUCUCUCUUUUCACACUGGUGGUGAUGUCUCUGGAAAGAUUUGUUGCUGUGUGCUACCCACUGAGACACUCUACCAUCAUCACCAUCAGAAACACAAAAGUGGCUAUAUUUGUGGUUUGGACCUUUAAUUCACUAAAUAUCCUCAUACAAGUUAUUUUACUGUCAGAUUUUCCAUUUGAAGACCUGGAAACACUGCAGAUGAAAGAUUUUUGUACCAGAGAAAGAAUGCUUCUGGGCCCCAUGUCUGUUGUUUAUCAUAAAACCUCAACCUAUUUUGUAUUUGUUUCAGUUGUUGUGGUAGUCACUUCCUCUUAUAUUGGUGUGAUAAUAGCAGCCAGGUCAGCUUCCACAAACAAAGCUUCUGCACAGAAGGCUCGUAACACACUGCUGCUGCAUCUGGUGCAAGUGGGCCUCAUGAUCCUCAGUUCAUUAUACAUCCCCGUUGCCAUAGCUAUCUCAAAGUUCCUGAACAGGUUGAUAUUUCUGCGCAUUGUGAAUGUUAUUUAUGUAUGCAUUGUCAUAUUUCCUAGGUGUCUGAGUUCUCUUAUCUAUGGCAUCAGGGACCAGACCAUCAGACCAGUCCUCAUAUGCCAUCUAUGCUGUGGACUGAAACUCUUAAUUGAUCCAGCCAAGGCUAAGUUCUCAACCUAA